CACAUUCAAGGAAGCAACCCAUCACUUUUUUUUUAUUUUCAUCUGAGAUCAUCUAACAUCCUUCCUCUCGUUUCAAAAAAGACACGUUUCUCAUUUUAGUAUCACCAUACCAUGACCUGGUCACCUGCCGACUUGCUCUGGUCCCUGACUAAUAGAGCAUCCCUAACGGUGUUUGAGUCGAUAUGUGCUAAUCUGUUCCUGGUUCUUGUCGCUUCUCUUGGUGUGACUCCGGUGUACAAUCUAUUGAAGGGCAACCAAUUCCCAACCAAGGGCAAGCAUGUAUACGUUACUGGAGGAAGUAUUGGAUUGGGGCGUGCUGUAGCGAUCGAGUUGGCCAAACAAGGUGCUCAUGUCACUAUCGUAGCACGUAAAGAGGGCCCAUUAAAGGAAACCGUUGAACUUAUGAAGCAAGCUGCCGCGGCACAGAAAAUCAAGAGCAAGGAUCAUCAUGUUGAGCAAAAGUUCCAUUGGAUCAGUGCGGAUGUCUCGAACAGGGAGCAGUCGAUCCGUGCGUUGGAUGAGGCUUCUGCGUUUCACAGUGGUCAAGUUCCAGAGAUCAUCAUCAUCUGUGCUGGCACAGCCAUCCCAAAACUGUUUGUCGAAGCUUCGAUUGAGGAAUUUGAGAUGCAGAUGAGGCUCAAUUACUUUGGAGCGUUAUAUACAGUUCAUGAAGCUGUGCGACGCAUGGUCGAUACGGAUGUCAAGGGUAAGGUUGUGCUCACAGCGUCAACCAUGGGUUUAAUAGGCUUUGCAGGAUACAGCAGCUAUGCGCCUACCAAAUUCGCCGUACGAGGAUUGGCAGAAUGUUUGCGUAAUGAAUUUUUGAUGUAUGGUCUUGGUCUCCACAUUUACUUCCCGGGAACCAUGUUCACUCCUGGCUUUGAUAACGAGAACUUGACAAAGCCUUUGGUGACCAGAGAGAUUGAGGGAAGCUCAGGCAUAACGUCCGAGGAGGCUGCCAAAGGAAUGUUUAAAGGUCUCCGAAAGGGAUAUUACGCAGUAACGACUGAUUUUGAGACCGACUUUUUACGGAUCUCUGCAAAGGGAGUUACACCCAUGUCUAGCGUUGGGUGGGAUUAUCUUUUAGGACUGGUAGCACCUUUUGGAGCAGCUCAAUUUCUAUGGGAAACCAACUCCAAGGUCAAGAACUUUGGCAAGAAGCUGCUUAAAAAGGAUCUUUAAUGCAAUCUUUUAUGUAAUCUGUAGACAUUUCAAAGUUCAAGAUCUUUAUAAAUAAUAUUUUAAUAAAUAAAUGUAUG
This is a messenger RNA of Lobosporangium transversale, 1259 nucleotides long. RefSeq lists its product as hypothetical. Gene Ontology annotation, cellular component: endoplasmic reticulum membrane. The record is from RefSeq and is a predicted model, not a curated record. NCBI's taxonomy places the organism in Eukaryota, Fungi, Mortierellomycota, Mortierellomycetes, Mortierellales, Mortierellaceae. Gene Ontology annotation, biological process: sphingolipid biosynthetic process. Gene Ontology annotation, molecular function: 3-dehydrosphinganine reductase activity. The coding region runs from base 112 to 1182 and encodes 356 amino acids. The transcript has 7 exons.